Messenger RNA from Urocitellus parryii (Arctic ground squirrel), 4571 nucleotides. RefSeq names its product hypoxia up-regulated 1 (gene Hyou1). NCBI's taxonomy places the organism in Eukaryota, Metazoa, Chordata, Mammalia, Rodentia, Sciuridae. Gene Ontology annotation, molecular function: ATP binding; ATP-dependent protein folding chaperone. Gene Ontology annotation, cellular component: endoplasmic reticulum chaperone complex. The record is from RefSeq and is a predicted model, not a curated record. Gene Ontology annotation, biological process: endoplasmic reticulum unfolded protein response; negative regulation of hypoxia-induced intrinsic apoptotic signaling pathway.
CCCGGCCACCGCUCUUAGGGGAGACAGCGUGUGCUGCCUCCGGGGGCGGGUCGGUAGCGGGAGUGAGGGCCGCAGGGAAGCCGGUGCGUUGGGCCCAGCAGUUCGGGCCCUGGGUCGCCCCCACGCGCUAAGGGUGGGCCGGGAUGCGUUUCCGGGAGUAAGAGCGGCCGCCUUCGUCAGGGGCAUAAUGGCAGCCACAGUCAGAAGGCAGAGGCCAAGGAAGCUAGCCUGUUGGGUCUUGAUGGCUGUCCUGUUGGCAGAUCUAUUGGCGCUGAGUGACACGCUGGCAGUGAUGUCUGUGGACCUGGGCAGCGAAUCCAUGAAGGUGGCCAUUGUCAAACCUGGAGUGCCCAUGGAGAUUGUCUUGAACAAGGAAUCUCGGAGGAAAACCCCAGUAACCGUGACCCUAAAAGAAAAUGAAAGAUUCUUUGGAGACACUGCAGCAGGCAUGGCCAUCAAGAACCCAAAGGCUACGUUACGUUAUUUCCAGCACCUUCUAGGGAAACAGGCAGAUAACCCCCAUGUGGCCCUGUAUCGGGCCCGUUUUCCAGAGCAUGAGCUAAGCUUUGACCCACAGAGGCAGACUGUAUACUUCCAGAUCAGCCCGCAGCUUCAGUUCUCACCUGAGGAGGUUUUAGGCAUGGUUCUCAAUUACUCCCGGUCCCUGGCUGAAGAUUUCGCAGAGCAGCCCAUCAAGGAUGCUGUCAUCACUGUGCCAGCCUUCUUCAACCAGGCUGAACGUAGAGCUGUGCUGCAAGCUGCCCGAAUGGCUGGCCUUAAAGUACUGCAGCUCAUCAAUGACAACACUGCCACUGCCCUCAGCUACGGUGUCUUCCGUCGGAAGGAUAUCAAUGCCACUGCACAGAAUAUCAUGUUCUAUGACAUGGGGUCAGGCAGCACCGUGUGUACCAUCGUGACCUACCAGACUGUGAAGACCAAGGAAGCUGGGAUGCAACCACAGCUACAGAUCCGGGGCGUGGGGUUUGACCGUACCCUGGGGGGCCUGGAAAUGGAGCUUCGGUUACGUGAGCACCUGGCUGGGCUCUUUAAUGAACAGCGCAAGGGCCAGAGAGCCAAGGAUGUGCGGGAGAACCCACGUGCCAUGGCCAAGUUGCUGCGGGAGGCAAAUCGACUCAAAACUGUCCUGAGUGCCAACGCUGACCACAUGGCCCAGAUCGAGGGCCUGAUGGAUGAUGUGGACUUCAAGGCAAAAGUGACCCGAGCGGAAUUUGAGGAGCUGUGUGCAGACUUGUUUGAGCGGGUGCCUGGGCCUGUCCAGCAGGCCCUACAGAGUGCUGAAAUGAGCUUGGAUGAAAUUGAACAGGUGAUCCUGGUGGGUGGGGCCACUCGGGUCCCCAAGGUUCAGGAGGUGCUGCUGAAGGCUGUGGGCAAGGAGGAGCUAGGCAAGAACAUCAACGCAGAUGAAGCAGCCGCCAUGGGGGCUGUGUACCAGGCAGCUGCACUGAGCAAAGCCUUCAAGGUGAAGCCAUUCGUUGUCCGCGAUGCAGUGGUCUACCCCAUCCUGGUAGAGUUCACAAGGGAGGUUGAGGAUGAGCCUGGCGUUCGCAGCCUAAAGCACAAUAAGCGUGUGCUCUUCUCUCGAAUGGGGCCAUACCCUCAACGCAAAGUCAUCACCUUUAACCGCUACAGCCAUGAUUUCAACUUUCACAUCAACUACGGUGACCUGGGCUUCCUGGGGCCUGAGGAUCUUCGGGUAUUUGGCUCCCAUAAUCUGACCACAGUGAAGCUAAAAGGUGUGGGUGAGAGCUUCAAAAAGUAUCCAGACUACGAGUCCAAGGGCAUCAAGGCACACUUCAACCUGGAUGAGAGUGGUGUGCUCAGUCUAGAUAGGGUGGAAUCUGUAUUUGAGACCCUGGUGGAGGACAGCCCAGAGGAGGAAUCUACUCUUACCAAACUUGGAAACACCAUUUCCAGCCUGUUUGGAGGUAGUACCACACCAGACACCAAAGAAAAUGGGACCGAUGCUGUCCAGGACGAAGAGGAGAGUCCUGCUGAGGGGACCAAGGAUGAGCCUGGGGAGCAGGCGGAGUUCAAGGAGGAAGCUGAGGCCCCAGUGGAGGAUACUUCUCAGACUCCACCCCUUGAGCCUAAAGAGGACACUCCUGAGGGAGAAAAGCCUCCUGAAAAAGAAAGUGGGGACAAGUCUGAGGCCCAGAAAUCCAGUGAGAAGGGGGAGGCAGAACCUGAGGGUGGCCCUCCAGCCCCUGAAGAAGAGAAGAAGCAAAAGCCUGCCCGGAAGCAGAGGAUGGUAGAGGAGAUUGGGGUGGAGCUGGUAGUUUUGGACCUGCCUGACUUGCCUGAGGAUGAGCUGGCUCGUUCAGUGCAGAAACUUGAGGACUUGACCUUCCGAGACCUAGAGAAGCAGGAACGGGAGAAAGCGGCCAACAGCUUGGAAGCUUUCAUCUUUGAGACCCAGGAUAAGCUGUACCAGCCUGAGUACCAGGAAGUGUCCACUGAGGAACAGCGUGAGGAGAUCUCUGGGAAACUCAGUGCUGCAUCUACCUGGCUGGAGGAUGAGGGCUUUGGGGCCACCACUGUGAUGUUGAAGGAGAAGCUGGCCGAACUGAGGAAGUUGUGCCAAGGGCUAUUUUUCCGAGUGGAAGAACGCAAGAAGUGGCCUGAACGGCUGUCUGCCCUCGACAAUCUCCUCAACCAUUCUAGCAUGUUUCUCAAGGGYGCCCGGCUUAUCCCAGAAAUGGACCAGAUCUUUACUGAGGUGGAGAUGACAACUUUAGAAAAAGUCAUCAAUGAGACCUGGGCCUGGAAAAAUGCAACUAUGGCUGAGCAAGCCAAACUUCCUGCCACAGAGAAGCCUGUGUUGCUCUCAAAAGACAUCGAGGCCAAGAUGAUGGCCUUGGACCGCGAGGUGCAAUAUCUGCUCAAUAAGGCCAAGUUUGCCAAGCCCCGACCCCGGCCCAGGGACAAGAAUGGCAACCGAACAGAGCCUCCCCUCAAUGCCAGUGCCAGUGACCAGGGGGAGAAGGUCACCCCACCAGCAGGCCACACUGAGGAUGCAAAGCCCAUUUCAGAACCUGAGAAAGUAGAGACUCGAUCUGAACCAAAAGACACGGAGCCUCUGGAGUUGGGAGGUCCUGGAGUAGACUCUGAACAGGAGCAGCCAGCAAGACAGAAGAGGCCUUUGAAGAAUGAUGAGCUAUAACCCCCACUUUCAGUCUCCCCACUCCACUUCUCCUACCACCUCUAUUUAUUAUACAUCGGGGUUGGGGGAGGGGCUGGUCCUGCCUUCAUAGGCUCAAAUUCCUUCUCUCUCACCUGGGAGGGAGUGUGGAGAAGGGGCAGGAUGGGCCACUCAUCAGUUCCUUCUGGGGUAGCUCUGUGGUUAAAACCUGAACUUAUUCUGAUCCCCUCCCUACCCCCAGUUUCCUACCCAUUUGGCCCUGCAUUUGGGAAAAAUCACUAUUAUGUCUUAAUUAUUUGCCUGUGGGUAGGUGAGAGAACAGUCAGAAGUGGUUUAUGGUGAUAUGGGUAGUGGGAAGGAUGUCCUGGGACACUGGAGAGCAUCUUCUCUGGGCAUCCUUCCUUUUACCAUGAAAUCAAUGUCCCAUUUGGGCCAGUGUCUACAGAGCCUUGGUCACCAGGUUUGGUUUCCAAGUGCCUAUCUUUUCUUCUUCCAAGGUCUUCUCUUUCCAUAACCCCUCCCCCCAGUUUCCAUCUGGUUCCUUUUUUUAUUCUUUUUCUUGGCUUCAUGGUGCAAGUUGGGUGGUUCCCUGCCCCUUGCCCAGAGCCUUCCAUCUGAACUGGCUGGAGUAAAUCUCAAGUAUCACCACCAGCAUGUCUGGCCUCUUGUGGCCAGAGUUUGCAGGGAGCAGGUAAGGGAAUCGGCUGCUCUGCAGGGAAUGAGAUGUAUGAAAGUGCUGAAGCCCCCACUUGUGGGCUGUUGGGCCCAGGAAGGCCAUGUAGAGUAGCUGGCAUGGUUACGAACAUCCUGCAGACACUCAAAAUCCUUAUCUUCCCAAUAGCCUGGUACCCCAGGUUCUUAGGACUACCUGCCCCCAUCUCUCCUGCUGUUCUGCCUCUUCCAGACAGAGCCUUCCCGCUCCCCCUGCCCCCCUGGGCUGACCAAAAUGUGCUUUCUACUGUGAGCCCCCAUUCCAAGACCCUGGGGGAUGGAGAGACCAUGGUGUGAAUGUAAAAAUGCCACCUCAGUCUUUGAGGAGGGCUUUGUGGGUAAAGGAAGAUCAGGACUGGCCUGCCUUGUGCAUGUUGCUCUGCUAGGAUGGGGGUCCUUUCCCCACUAUGCUGAGGCCUAGGGAGCCUGUCCUCCAGUAUUCUGUCUGUAGCAGGAGCUAGGGCUGCCACCCCAGUUCCAGGACAAGGGCAAACCUGGUUGUGUCAGUUGUUUUGUCUCUCAUUUUAUUAUUAUUUUAUUCUUCCUCUCCUCCUUUUUUUUUUUUUUUUUUUUUUUUUUUUUGGAUUUGCCACAUUGGCAGAGAGGGGCCUAAGGGUCUCAUCCCCACCCCCAUCUUCUGUAUGUUUGAGUUAUUUCAUUAGCAGUUGAGGCUGGUUGGACAGGUUUGAAUCAAAUCGUA